AGUAACGACUCUGUAAACACGAUACAUGAUAUAGUUCAUCUUUUUUUUUAAGUUCAAUUUGGAAUUGACUUGAUAACAGGUACACAGUAGGUUGAGCUACGUGCUGCAACAACAGAUAGCCAUCAUUAACCUCGUCUGUACAAGGCAAACAAUUCUCAACUGGUAAUGCCAGUGAAUCAAACGAAACAGGACAACACGAUUCACAAUGUCUUUCAGAGAUUUAAGAAAUUUUACAGAAAUGAUGAGAGCUUUGGGCUAUACUCGCCUGAUUUCGAUGGAGAAUUUCCGAACACCUAACUUCAAUCUAGUGGCAGAAAUCAUGUUAUGGCUCGUUAAAAGAUAUGAGCCGCAGAUGGAUAUUCCUCCAGAUGUGGACACAGAAUCAGAAAGAGUAUUCUUCAUAAAGGCUGUGGCUCAGUUCAUGGCAACCAAAGCACACAUCAAGCUUAACACCAAGCGCCUCUACCAGGCUGACGGCUAUGCAGUGAAAGAAAUGUUAAAGAUUACGUCUGUGCUAUACAGUGCAAUGAAGACCAAGCAGAUGGGCCUGGAGGACAUAGUGGAGGAGGACAGCAGCACCUUUAAGGUUGACAUUGGAUCACGGAUUUCUGACCUCAAAGAAGCUCGGCAGCUUGCGUCGGAGGUCACAUCUAUAGGAGUGUCUCUCUAUGAUUUACUAGGGAAGGAGGUGGAACUUAGGGAAAAAAGAACUGCGGCCAUUGCAAGACCUUUGGAGAUCGACGUGACUGAAAAGGCCUUGAGAGCAGCCAUUGGAGAGGCUUUAGAAAUGGUGGAGAAAACCAAAGAAAUGCUGAAUAGCAUUGUUUCUGAUGAGGCCAGUCUAGAUGCCAAAAUAGAUAAAAGGAAACAGGACCUGGAGAGAAGUCGGAAGAGACUUCAGACACUGCAAAGUGUGCGACCAGCGUUCAUGGAUGAAUACGAGAAGAUUGAAGAAGACCUGCAGAAACAGUAUGAGAUUUACGUGGCAAAGUUCAAAAACCUUUGUUUCCUCGAGUCUCAGCUAGAAGAUUACCAUCAGAUGGAGCAAGAGCGGUUUGAGGAUGCAGAAAACACUCUGAGGAUGAUGCAGCAAAAUCUGAAGGAGGAGGACAGAGAUUUCAUGAGAAGCUCAUUGAAAGACUUGGACUCCGAGGAGGAUGGUCUUGAAGAUGAAGGUGACAUGGACAGUGAGUUGGAAGAGUCACGGCCUUCUAAUCCAAGACCCACUCGAAAUGGCUUGAUGGCUGGAAAACAGACUAGCGAUUUGUUCAGAAGAGGGACAAGAUUUAUUGGGAAUAUGCAAGGUGGAGACAGUGAUGAGUCAGAAGGCAGUGAGAUAGAGGUGGAUGAAGAUGAUGAUGAAGACGAAGGUGAGGAUGAGAGCAAAGAAUUAGACGACGACAGUUUGGAGGACCGUGUGUCUCGGGCAACUCAUACCUCCAGGGGACGCAGGAGACCACCUCUAUUCGACGAGAGCGACAAUGACUUUUGAAUGACUAAUCCAUUACUUAAAUAUUGAUGUACUGUGUCAUGUUGUCUUUUUUAGAUAUUUUGGUUUUUCAUUGUGACUGAAAAGAAGUGGUUCCGCUACAUUUCAGCUCCCUCCCUUCCCAAGGUUUAUUUAUUGACAAAUAUUUGCUUAACACAAUAUAUGAUGUUUUAUUGACUUUUAACAUAUUAAGUUAUCAUAACAGCCAAUGUAUUAAAAUUUUUUUUCAAUAAAAUGUCAAUUUGUCCUUUUAUACUACGUUUGACGCUGGUGUAACAAAAACAAAUUUGAUACUUUGAUCCAUUUUGUCUUCCAUCCAGGCUGUAAAAAAGGUCCCAAUUAACGUAAGAGUAGUAGGCGAGCUGGGGCAAAUCAGAAGCGACUUGAAUAAUCAGACUGAAAUUCAUGUACCAAAAUCAUGAUUAGAGAUGUCUCCGAUAUGAUCACGUGUCCGGAAAUUGGGCACAGUCACAUUUUCAGAGGAUUGCAGAUAUGUCAUGAUAUGAAGUGUUUAUUUUUACAUACUAACUCAUUUGCUGCCAUUGACGACGAUAGACAUCCAAUCCAACCCGGGGCCAAAUAGGAUUGGAUGUCUAUCGCUGUCAAUAGCAGUAAAUGAGUUAAAGGCAACUAACAACAAAAUAAUCCAGAGGUAUUAGGAUGUUGCAAUAUAUCAGCAAAAAGAGUCAAGAAACUUUUUUUUCCAAUAAAAAAAAAAAAAAGCUGUAUAUUAUAGAGCUGUCCUGAUCCGAUUAUGUAGUCCCUUAGUCUCGCUCCUGUGCUUUUCUUGGUCAGGCAGUUCACUGGAGUUGCUUAAUAAAGUUUAUGAUGAUUGACAUACAGUUAAGGUUUGAUCUUGCCAGAGACUUGUAAGCCAAGACUUCAAAGUACUGCAUGCGUCAACAUCGUUUAACUUGUUAAACAAUUGCUGUGGCAACUCAUUGUAAGUGAGCAGCUUGAGCAGAUUUGAGUGGACUCACUCAAUGAAGCAUUUAAUGAAGACAAGCAUUUAUAUUUUUACCUUUUUUUUAAUGGAUUGGGCGUCUACUUUUUUUCUUUUUUUAAAAAUAAUUCGGUGGGAUAGUAACAUGUUUAAAACUUAUAAUUAUUACAUUUGAAGUGCUUGAAAAUCAUAUAUAUAUAUAUGUGUAUAUAUAUCUUUCCAAAGAUAAAUCUGAAUAAAUACAUUGAACGCACAAAAAAUAAAUAUUGUUGGACUA
This is a messenger RNA of Corythoichthys intestinalis (scribbled pipefish), 2709 nucleotides long. Its product is annotated as clusterin-associated protein 1-like. The record is from RefSeq and is a predicted model, not a curated record. Gene Ontology annotation, biological process: cilium assembly. The transcript is spliced from 13 exons. Lineage: Eukaryota; Metazoa; Chordata; Actinopteri; Syngnathiformes; Syngnathidae. Gene Ontology annotation, cellular component: centrosome; cilium; intraciliary transport particle B. Bases 206 to 1492 code for a protein of 428 amino acids.